Molecule: messenger RNA, 1299 nt
Organism: Brettanomyces bruxellensis
Lineage: Eukaryota; Fungi; Ascomycota; Pichiomycetes; Pichiales; Pichiaceae
Exons: 2
Coding region: 1-1299 (432 amino acids)
Biological process (GO): protein N-linked glycosylation
Cellular component (GO): endoplasmic reticulum membrane
Molecular function (GO): alpha-1,6-mannosyltransferase activity
Source: RefSeq, a predicted model, not a curated record
AUGAUAUUCUGUUCAAAGUUUCUAGACAGUCUGCUUUUUGGAACAGCAAUAUACUUUUUGUGCAUUGCACCAUAUACCAAAGUUGAAGAGUCAUUUAACCUCCAGGCCAUUCAUGACAUAAUUUUCAAUGGGGUUGAUGAUCUAUCUAAUUAUGAUCAUAAAGAGUUCCCUGGUGUUGUGAAAAGAACCUUUAUUGGUGCUUUAUUAAUUGCAAUUCCACUUAGUAUCCUACCUGAAUCACUGAUAAUGAGACUCAAGCCUAGCCCUAUACAACGACAAAUAGAAUUCAGGUCAUUAAUCGUGGUAGCAUCACUUGGAGGAAUUGUCGGAUGCUUAAUCAGUUAUAAAACAGAUAGCUUUUUUUGGGGAGAGCCUUCACUUCCUGAGCUUGAAUCAUUUUUCUUCAAUUUGGUCCAGGGGCAAUCAAAAAAAUGGGGUACGGAACCUUUUCACGCAUAUUUUACCAAAUAUCUCCCACGAACGUUUAUGAUUCCGGUGGUUCCAAUAUUUUGCUUGUCGAGUCUAAAGUCAGAUCUAGUGAAUUAUCAUGUGAGCACAAUUAAAACUGUGGUAAUUUCUUCGUUCGUCUUCAUUGGUGUUAUGUCGUUGCAGCCUCAUAAAGAAUGGAGAUUUAUCAUAUAUGCAGUUCCUGCAUUGACCAUGUCAGCUGCAACCGGCAUAGCAAAUUUGACCGAACAUAGGUAUAAAGGUUAUACGCUUAAAAUUGUAUUGGCACUGCUUUGCCUUGGAAACUACAUGCUUUCAUUAUUUUCAGCAUAUGCUUCGAGCUUUAACUAUCCUGGAGGAGAAGCUCUUACACGACUUAAUAUUCGUCUCGGACAUCAAUUUUCAGAAGGAAUGCUCUAUCCGAUUGUUAUUCAUUCGGAUAUCGCAUCCUGCAUGAGCGGUAUUACUCUUUUCAACAAACUUAGAAAUGAAGAUGGAAAGCUUGACAUCACCUACGACAAGACAGAAAAUAUUACCGAAUUAAAAUCAAAAUGGGAUAGCUUCAAUUAUUUGGUUACUUAUGCAGACAUUGAUGAUAGUGUCAAUAACAAGAAAGUCUUUCCUGCGAAGGACGGGUGCACGUGGAUCAAGAUUGAUUCAGUCGAUUCCCUAGUUGGAGUUAAUCGUGUGGGUGCAAUAAGCUUUCUUUCGAAUCCACAGAAAGCAACCCUGACAAUUUAUGUAAUUAUCAGGAAGUUGGAUAUUUCGUACUUUCGGUCUUUGUUAAGAAGUUUUGUGCAUAUCGAACCCCAGGUGUUUGUAUAUGAAAAGUAUUGCCCUUCAUUUAAGUGA